Oncorhynchus mykiss (rainbow trout) is the source of this 2333-nucleotide messenger RNA. Lineage: Eukaryota; Metazoa; Chordata; Actinopteri; Salmoniformes; Salmonidae. The record is from RefSeq and is a predicted model, not a curated record.
UCGAUGUCUCAGUUGACCAUUCACAGGACGGUAUUCUUAUGAUGAACCAAUCAAAUGCUUAAGCUAUAUAGACGUAUCUGUACUGUUUUGACGGUAAGGUCGGACUGUUUUGAUGCAGUUAGCGGAGAUGUUGACAUGAAAAUGUAACGGGAGGUCUGGAUUAUCGAAUGUAUUUCCAUCGAUAGAACAUAUUCCUGUAUAAUAAUAGAACGCUAUAGUCGUUGGCCGGUAAUAGCUAAUCAGGGCAGGCAUGUUGCAAAUAACGCAACAGUUUUUUUUCCUUCGACCUUCUCAGAGAAUAUCAAGAAUGCAUCGAGUUAACACUGUGUUUACAUGAACUAGCGGUGUCGAGCUGAACGUUUUUUUUUUGUUGUUAUAGGUUAUUUCGUGUACCUCCUAACUAAUGUAUAUCGCUUGAUAGCUGUGCUAUUGCAAAAGCUGGUAUUUCAGGACAAAUCAUUGCUGUCUUCCCUGAAAUGGACACUCCAAAUACACUGUCCAUGUUACUGCUGGUCUCAGAGCAGUGCCACUGUCCUUAACCUGCUCCUUGUCAACAUAACUAGCUGAGCUAAACUUUCCCGGUUUAGUUUUCUAUGACUCUCAAAACUUAUGCUCGACUAGAUUCGUUGGAAUCGCUCCUCAACGAACUUCCCUGUAUGUUUUAUCUGGGCCUGUUUUUUGUGAACGUUUUGAUCCUCUACUAUGCCUUUCUCAUGGAAUACAUCGUCCUGAAUGUGGGGAUAGUGUUUCUACCGGAAGAUAUGGACCAGGCGCUGGUGGACCUAGGGGUACUAUCUGACCCGGCCUCUGUCCCUUACGACACGGACACAGAACUCGAUGUUUUCGAGAGGUACCUGGAGUGAGCUGAGGCCCAAGGCUAGAGAGCCAGAGAGAAGCGCCGCUGCACCGGCAUGCUCCCCGGGGUGAUCUGGACUCCUACCGGCCUGUGAUGAUGACGAUGAUGAUGAUGAUGUUGGGAGAGACUGAUACUGGGAACUCCAGGAGGAGGAUAUUUGUAUUGGCUUGGAGCAACAUUGGCUGCGGGAUGAAAAAGUUGUCAAGGCUCAAGACCAGAUAUCUGGAGACAGUCAGAACCAACAGACAGACAGGGAAAUUCACAGCAGAGUUACCUGUCUUAACUGGCCAAUCAACAAGCAGAACUGUCUAACUGUGGCCAAUCAACAAGCAGAACUGUCUAACUGUGGCCAAUCAACAAGCAGGACUGUGACUGGCCAAUCAACAAGAAGAACUGUCUAACUGGCCAAUAACCAAGCUGACCUGUCGAACUGUGGCCAAUCAACAAGCUGACCUGUCGAACUGUGGCCAAUCAACAAGCAGACCUGUCUAACUGUGGCCAAUCAACAAGUAGACCUGUCUAACUGUGGCCAAUCAACAAGCAGACCUGUCUAACUGUGUCCAAUCAACAAGCCGGACUGUCUAACUGUGGCCAAUCAAACAAGCAGACCUGUCUAACUGUGGCCAAUCAACAAGCCAGACUGUCUAACUAUGGCCAAUCAACAAGCAGUACUGUCUAACUGGCCAAUCAACAAGCAGGACUGUGACUGGCCAAUCAACAAGCAGGACUGUCUAACUGGCCAAUCAACAAGCAGGACUGUGACUGGCCAAUCAACAAGCAGGACUGUGACUGGCCAAUCAACAAGCAGGACUGUGACUGGCCAAUUAACAAGCAGAACUGUCCAACUGGCCAAUCAACAAGCAGAACAUUGCGUGAUCAGGGGACAACGUCACACUAACUCUGACCCUAGAGAAAUGACCUAGGAUCAGUCGACCUGACAGGACAGCACUGUAGUGUUUACUAUCUCUGACCCUAGAGAACUGACCUAGGAUCAGUCAACCUGACAGGACAGCACUGUAGUGUUUACUAUCUCUGACCCUAGAGAACUGACCUAGGAUCAGUCAACCUGACAGGACUGUAGUGUUUACUAACUCUGACCCUAGAGAACUGACCUAGAAUCAGUCAACCUGACAGGACAGCACUGUAGUGUUUACUAUCUCUGACCCUAGAGAACUGACCUAGGAUCAGUCAACCUGACAGGACUGUAGUGUUUACUAACUCUGACCCUAGAGAACUGACCUAGGAUCAGUCAACUUGCUUCAGGUUCUUCUACACUUCUGGGAAUGUUAUCACAUUUGUUUAAAGACUGUUUUAAACAACCAGGAAACCACCAGUUAUUUCUGGUUGUUUAUCAGCGUUAGCUGGCUUAGCUCGUUGAUCCUGCUUUUGUAUCAUACCCCUCAGGAGGUGUGGACUGGAGAAGUGUUUGUUGUGUUAUUAAGAGAUGUGUGGCAUGAAAUACAUUUGACAGAUUGUG